AACAAGAAAGCAAAUAAACUGCCUCUUGUGGGGCGUCACAUCUUGAAAACCUCCUCUCCAUCAAACAAACCCAUCCAGGUUUUUUUAUUGUUGACGUGUAAGAGUAGUUUGCAUCAGCUUUGGCAAACACACAUUCAGUUUUGUUUGUUUGUUUUUGUUUUUAAUUUAUUAUUCAUUUUCUUUAUAAAAGGUUUCUAUUCAGGAACUUUCACAUUUUCUAGCUGAAAUGCAACACAAAAAACAUCUUAGAAAUCUCAAUACUGUCAUGAAUCCAUUUUUUCCAGUCCUCUUUAUUGUCUCCUCGGCAAUUUCCAGGGUCGGAGCACAGUCUUUAUCUAGUCCGUCUGAUGGGUCUUCAACUAAUUUCGAGCCAAGUCUGGCGAUUAUGGUUGGUAUUCUAGGAAUCAUGUUUUGUUUGACAUUUAUCUUCCUCAUAUACGCCAAGUGGAGUCAAAGUGGGCUCCGAUCAUUCUCCUUCAUCCACGGUGAUAACAAUCCGGCGGGACUUAACAACUCGCGGUCCAGGUUUUCUGGUAUUGAUAGAACAGUUAUAGAGUCGCUUCCUUUCUUCAGGUUUUCAUCACUGAAAGGAUCAAAACAGGGGCUGGAAUGCUCUGUUUGCCUGUCGAAAUUCGAGGACGUUGAAAUCCUCCGGCUGCUACCCAAGUGCAAACACGCCUUCCACGUUAACUGCAUCGACCGGUGGCUUGAGACGCACUCCAGCUGCCCCCUUUGUCGCCACAGGAUCAGUGCCGACGACCCAACAAUCUUCGCUUACUCUAACAGUCGCCGGUUCCUGUGGAGUCAAUCUCAUCGAAGAGAAGACUCCAAUAUCGAACUUUUUGUUCAGCGAGAGGAAGACCGUCCAGGAUCCACCAGAUUCAAUUGCCCGGAACAGGAUAAUCAGAAGAGUCUGCAUAAAUUCAAUCACAGGAUCAUUGUUUCAGACUUUGUUUUCAAGAACAGAUGGAGCAACCUGAGUUCAUCAGACAUGAUGCACUUGAAUUCCGAGAUGCUUAACGAAAUUUCCAGCAAUAGAUUUUCUUCUUCCCUUGAAGUUACCGGACAGUUUCCGGUGCCGGUGAUAGAAAACGAACAGAGCGUGAAGGUCAAGGAGGAGAUUGAGAUGAAAAGAUCAUUCCAGACAAAUGCAAAUUUGAUCAACGAAACCAGACCCAUUCUUCCUUCCACAUCAAAUUCAACAGCAAGUUCGAGUAAAAAUCAAACAUCGAGGAUUAUAAUGAAUCAAAACGAGAAAAGAUCCAUGUCGGAAAUCACAGGUUUUUCCAGAUUCCGAGGUUUGGGGGUGAUGAACAGAACAGGUGACUCUGCCUCAGCCCUGUCGGCAACAGAUAUAAAGGAAGACAGAAUCCGGCAGCUAUGGUUGCAAAUUGCCCAGAGAACGGUUCAAUGGUUUGCUAACGGGAAAAGAUUGUCUCUAAAAUCCCAGGAUACAAUACAGCAUUUAGAUGUGUGAAAUUAAUGUUCUUAUUAUUUUUCGUUUAACCUUUCCCACCAUCUUGUUGAAUUUGGCCAAUAUUUUAAGAAAUGAUAUAGAUACAA
Rubroshorea leprosula is the source of this 1563-nucleotide messenger RNA. The record is from the annotation of a GenBank genome assembly. Lineage: Eukaryota; Viridiplantae; Streptophyta; Magnoliopsida; Malvales; Dipterocarpaceae.